Molecule: messenger RNA, 1653 nt
Organism: Blastocystis hominis
Lineage: Eukaryota; Bigyra; Opalinata; Blastocystidae
Exons: 1
Coding region: 1-1653 (550 amino acids)
Cellular component (GO): eukaryotic translation initiation factor 4F complex
Molecular function (GO): translation initiation factor activity; mRNA binding
Source: RefSeq, a predicted model, not a curated record
AUGACUGAGGAACAGAAGAAUGCUAUUGGACUUAUCGACGUCGAGUCUCUGCCCAAUUCCGAGGGAAUUAUCCGAUAUGACAUUUCCACUUUGCUGAGCCUUCGCUCUGCGAAUCCUGUCACACCUACCCUGGCGGAAGCGUGCUGUGUCAUCUCUGAAAAGGAUGCCAAAGAGUACAGAGAGAAGCACGACAGCGAGAUUUUGAACAAGGAAUUCGUGCCUGCCAUUGUUUCUACAUUCCCUACCGAGGUUGCCAGUUCUACCAGAGUCGAUCCUCGUAUUCGUGUCCUCCGCAACAUUCUGAACCAAUUUACCAUGGAGAACCAUGAAAUGAUUCGUGAUAUGCUUUACAACAACCUGGAGGAGUACAUUGACGAAGCUCCCGUUCUGAAGCUUGCCGUCGAAUCGAUAAUCAACAAAUGCUGCCAGGACCAUAUGUACUGCGAUGCGUUCGUGUCUCUCCUGAAGAUCGUGGUGAAGGAGAAGAUGACCGAGAAGAGCGCGCUUGCGUUCCAAUCGGUUCUUCUGGACUGCAGCCAGGAGAUCUACAAGCAGCCGGCUCCUGCGGCCGAGCUGGAGGGCGAUGAGCGAGCUCUCUACGAGAAUACUCGCGAGGGCUUCUUCCACUUCUUGGGAGCGUUGUUCGUGAAUUCUCUGAUGUGCGAAGACAUCAUUCUGUCGGUGAUGAUCGCACUGUCCCAGGGAUACCCGACCUCCCACUUCGAUGUUGCUUGUUUGUUGGAGAUCAUUCGAACCAUCGGAUCGUGCAUGGAGCACGACACCGAGAACAAACUCACCAUCGACGAGAUCUUCCGAACGAUGUACACCUGGCAGAUGGAGAAGCAGCUCCCCAGCAACAUCAUUGACAAGAUCCGCGACCUGCGCGACCUGAAGGACGCCAAGUGGGUCAUCACGAUGGAGGUGAGCAAGACGGAGGACACCGUGCCUUCCGGAGACUGGGAGAAGAGCUUUACCGGACGAAAGAUGCGCAAUCGCAGAGAGAAGGACGAGGAGCAGGCCGAGUCGAUUCGAGCUGCCAACGAACUCUCGAUUUACUGCGAGAAUCUCUGGAACGACUUUGUGCGCUACUUCGUAGUGGACGAUAUCGCCGACGAAGUGCUCAAGUUCGAUGACGCGCAUCGCGCGAGCUUCAUCGGCUCUUCCUUCAAGAGCCUGGUCUCGCACUCGGAGCAGCAGCAGCGUCGUGUGAGCGUGCUGCUUCAGACCAUGCUGAACCGAGGCGAUAUCUCCCGCGAGGUGUUUGAGAAGGGAAUGGAGGAGGCCAUUGCCGAGUAUAUGAAGCGUCGGAAGCAGGGCAAAGACGUGCUGGCCGCGUUCCGGAACAUGUAUCUGCCGCUCUUUAUGGACGGAAACUUCACGAUCCGGUCGCUCGUCGAGCUCUGGAAGAACAAAGAGUCCUACGAUGGCCUGCUCUCCCAGCUGGUGUUCAACCUGCUGAACAGCUGGGUGGCCAUUGACAAAGAAGCCGCGACGAAGGCCUUGGAAGAAGCCAAGCUCACCAUGGAGGAGGUGUUCGUUGGAGGUUGCCCCACGAUCAUCAUGGAGAGAAUCCUGGCGAAGAACCACUUCUGUGUCAAGGACGGAGUGCUGUGUUUCGUUUGGUGUGUUUGUGGAAGAAAUGUGAAUCGUUGA